This is a messenger RNA of Stomoxys calcitrans (stable fly), 2204 nucleotides long. Its product is annotated as mucin-2-like. The record is from RefSeq and is a predicted model, not a curated record. The transcript has a single exon. Lineage: Eukaryota; Metazoa; Arthropoda; Insecta; Diptera; Muscidae. The coding region runs from base 65 to 1828 and encodes 587 amino acids.
AUAGUUAACCGUCUGCCUUCAAACUUAGCAGGUGUGUUAAAAGUCGCUAUUCGCUGGAGUCGGUAUGAAAGCGACUGUAUUCUUAGCAGCCUUGCUGCUAUGCGUUGGUCUUUUAGAGGCGCGCAGAUUUCCCUUGAGACAUGGAGAAUCCAGAGAAUUUUUGAGUGGGAAGCCUUAUCGUGAAUAUGAUGGAGAGCGAAAAUAUCGUGACAAAAGUCGACAUUAUGAUGAUAAACACAAAGCCUGGCGACAUCAUCAUCCUCAACAUAACAGUACUUGGAGUCCUUCCUCAAAUAAUUCAACCUGGAGACCACCAUCCAAUAAUACCACUUGGAGCCCACCAGUGAAUAAUUCGACUUGGAGUCCUCCAUCAAAUAGUACGACAUGGAGACCACCUUCUUAUAAUACGACAUGGAGCCCACCAGUGAAUAAUUCGACCUGGAGCCCUUCUAAUAACUCAACAUGGAGACCACCGGUGAAUAAUUCGACGUGGAGUCCUCCUAAUAACUCGACAUGGAGACCUCCAUCUAAUAAUACCACAUGGAUUCCACCAGUCAAUAAUUCAACAUGGAGCCCUCCUAAUAACUCGACAUGGCAACCACCAGCCGAUAACACUACAUGGAGUCCUCCAAUACAUAAUUCAACAUGGAGUACCCCUUCCUCAAAUACUACAUGGAGCCCUCCCAACAACUCCACUUGGCGACCACCAGCUAAUAACACCACAUGGAGCCCUCCAAUAAAUAAUUCAACAUGGAGUACUCCUUCCUCAAAUACUACAUAUAGCCCUUCCAACAACUCGACCUGGCGACCACCAGCCAAUAACACCACAUGGAGCCCUCCCAACAACUCGACAUGGCGACCACCAUCUAAUAACACCACUUGGAGCCCUCCAAACAACUCGACAUGGCGGCCACCUUCCAACAACACCACGUGGAGCCCUCCCAACAAUUCGACCUGGCGACCACCACCGAAUAACACCACAUGGAGCCCUCCCAACAACACGACAUGGCGACCACCGUCAAAUAAUACUACAUGGAGUCCCCCUUCCUCUAAUACAACAUGGAGCCCUCCCAACAAUUCGACCUGGCGACCACCAUCGAAUAACACCACAUGGAGCCCUCCCAACAAUUCGACAUGGCGACCACCAUCUAAUAACACCACAUGGAGCCCUCCCAACAACACGACAUGGCGACCACCAUCAAAUAAUACUACAUGGAGUCCCCCUUCCUCUAAUACAACAUGGAGCCCUCCCAACAAUUCGACCUGGCGACCACCAUCGAAUAACACCACAUGGAGCCCUCCCAACAAUUCGACAUGGCGACCACCAUCUAAUAACACCACAUGGAGCCCUCCCAACAACACGACAUGGCGACCACCAUCCAAUAAUACUACGUGGAGUCCCCCUUCCUCUAAUACAACAUGGAGCCCUCCCAACAAUUCGUCCUGGCGACCACCAUCGAAUAACACCACAUGGAGCCCUCCCAACAACUCGACAUGGCGGCCACCUUCUAAUAACACCACAUGGAGUCCUCCCAACAACUCGACAUGGCGACCACCAUCAAAUAACACCACAUGGAGCCCCCCUAACAACUCGAGCUGGAGACCACCAUCCAAUCAUACAACAUCGAGCGCACCCACCAACACAUCGACUUGGAGACCUCCUUCUAAUAACACAACAUGGGUACCACCAACAAAUUCGUCAACCUGGAGUCCACCUGCCAUGAAUACUACUAGGAUACUACCUUCAAAUUAUUCGAACUGGAGACAACUCACUUACCAUAACCGCCAACAUCAAAACAUACAACAUAGGAACCACCACCAAAAUUAACGUUUUUCUUUAAGCUGGAGUCAGUCCACCUUUCGUCAAUACUACAUGGAUACCAAUUUCGAAAUAUUCGACCUGGAGACCACACUACAAUCAUACUCGCAAAUACAUAGUUCAUCGUCAAAAAACACAACAUGGGAACCGCCACCAAAAUCAGUGGAUUUCUAAAGAAAAUUGGAAAAUGCGUCAUCCCAAGCUAUCAUUGAUUAACGUUUCUACGAACAGCGGAGCAUCUUUUAUGGUUAAAACUACCAUAACUACUUCAUCGCAUCUUCCGUACACAGCAACUAUACACCAGUUGAAAUAAAAGAAGGUCUUUGAAGUGUCAUUCUGACUGUUAAAAUAAAAAAAUACGAAAUAAACGACUAUAUACUUUCAA